GGUUAUAUUCCUACUUUUGAAGGGCAUGAAGAAGGUUUUCAGACCUACCACACGGUCAAUUCUUCAAGCAAGUUGGUAAUAAGUAAACACCUAUUUUGGCUGUUUGUCGUUAGAUAAAAGGCCAAUAGAGAAGAAUAUUGAAGGUUAGACUUUUAAAUACAAUUGAGAAAAUAAAAAUAUAUUUAGAAAAUGAAAGACGUUAAAGCUCUCUUGAAAGAAGCCCGAGAGGCUAUCAAAAAUAAAAAUUACGAUUUAUCAUUAAAACUUUCUAAGACUAUUUUAAAGGAAGACAGAAGUAAUUACAUGGCUUUGGUCUUUUUGGGUUUAACUUUACAAGAAAUAGGCCCUGUUGAUCAAGCUUAUAAAGCGUUUCAGAAAGCAAUAGACAAUAAUCCGACGAAUCCCCUCGCUUGGAAUGGACUAAUAAAUUAUUAUGAAAAAUUAGAAACUGACGAAGCUAAAAAGAAACUCGUGGAUACUUAUAUUUCCGCACUCGAAUUUGAAACGAAUCCGAAGAAAAUUGUGGAAUAUUGCGAAAAGUUAUGUAAGUUAUAUACACAGGAAAAUAUCGUAAAAAUUACUGAGUGUAUAUACAAAUGUUGUGCUAAAAAUGAAUCUGGUGAUAUACUGGAAGUUUUAGUAAAAUUGUACCAAAGUGUCGGUAAUGUACCAAAAGAGUUGUUGUCGAUAUUUGAGGAAUGUUUUCGUAAAAUAUUGGAUAAAAGGGAAUUUAAGCGAGUCGAAUAUUAUUCAUCAUACUUAAAUUUGCUUUAUAAACAAAAUAAAUACGAAGAAGUAUUUAAAAAUGCAGAAAACAUGCAUAAAUGUUUUGAUAGCGAUACGGUAUCCCUUACGUGGAUGUGUAAAGUUUAUAAUCAGCUUUACACUGAAGAUUUUGAAUUAUCUGAUAUAUUUACUACAAAUAUUGACGAUUAUUAUAUUAAAUUGUUGAAUAAAGAACCAGACAAUGGCAUUGGAUUAUUUACAAAAGGUAUACGAACAUUUUUAAUGGAUAAAUUAAGGGAAAGUAAAGAUAUUUUAAAGGAAGUGUGUAUUUUAAGGCCAAGACUAGUACAUGCAUGGGUUUUUUUAACGAAAAUUAACGUGAUGUUAAAUUUAAAUGAAGAUGCAUUAGAAUCGUUUUUAACUGCAAAUAAAUUAUUAAAUUCUAAUAAUUAUUCAAAUCCUUGUUUAACUAAAAUUAUAACUAGUCUUCAUUUGAGUAUAUUAUCAAAAUCAACUUUGGAAAGUGAUUGGGAACGAGCUAAUGAUAUUUACAAUUCGAUUAAUGACGAAAAAGUGAAAUUAGACAGUUUAGAGGACAUAAUAACCGUUAAUAUUAAUUUAAAUAAUAUAUCUGAAGCUGAAUCACAAAUAGCAUUUUUAAAAACGAAAAAUGAAUUAAAAGCUUGUUAUUUAGAAGCGAAAUUAUUGAAGAAACAACAAAGAUAUGAAGCAGCUUUACAAAUUCUAGAAAACAAUACUCCGGAUAAUUCGGAUUGGUGGAUGGAAAUAGGCUCAAUAUAUUGGAGUAUUGGAAGUUAUAAAAAAUCAUUGGUACCAUUUUUAAAAGCUGCAAAGUGUAAUCCGAAUAAUUAUUCAGUUUUUUACAACUUGGGAAACUAUUAUCAAAAAUUUGAGGAUUUCGAGAAAGCUAGAAGAUGUUAUGAAAAAGCUUUUCAUCUAAACACAAAUUCCCAAAAAAUAGCAACGGAACUAAGUAAAAUGUAUUGUAAAUUAAAAAACUGGGAAACCGCUCACAAUUUACUAGAAAACAUAACGGAUGGUACCAUAAAUGAAAAAACCGCAUGGGCUUGGUUACAAUUAGGUUUGAGUUAUUUAGAACAGGAAAAUUAUACAAAAGCUAUAGAAAAAUUACAGUUUGUAGUACGAAUCGAUAAGGAGAAUACAUACAAUUGGCAAUGUUUAGCGGACGCUUAUUAUUCCAGAGGUUCAUAUACUUCGGCUUUAAAAUGUUAUACCAAAUCUCUAGAUUACACCGAAAAUAUUUUAUAUCCUUCAUUACAAAUAGCCAACAUCAAAAAAACCUUGGGUUUAUACGACGAAGCUAAAGCAGAUUUUCUGGAUAUCAUAUUGAAAAACGAACAGUAUCUUCCAGCUCUAAAAGGAUUAGCGGAAACUUGUAUAUACCAAGCGAAGGAAUGUUAUAGAGACCAACGAUUAGGCUCGGCUCAAACACACGCUCAGAAAGCUUUAAAUUAUCUAUCGACGGCUUUAGGACAUAAAAAUAACUUCUCUUGUUUGUGGAAAUUAAUCGCAGACGUUUGUUUAUUCGUUUCGGAUUUACCAGAAAAUUAUUGUUCCUUAAAAGUGACUGAAGAUUUAGUGGAAGGUAAAUCUGUUAUAGAUAAGGAAGAAAUGUUUGUUUUAGCGACAAGUUGUUAUUGUAAAGCUAUCGGUUUAAUGGAAGACAUUUUAUUGUGGCACGAUUUAUCCAACUGUUAUUUAAAACACGCUCUAAGUGUGAAUGAUAGGGAAAAGAGAGACACACUUUUAUCUUACGCUACACAAUCCGCCAAACAUUGUGUUAGUUCGAAUCCGAAAUACUGGCAACAUUGGAAUCUUCUGGGUAUUAUUGCCAUGGAACAGAUACCCCCUAAUUACGCUUUGGCUCAACAUUAUUUCAUUAAGGCUGUAACAGUGGAAAAUAAUAAUCCUAUUGCUUGGAGCAAUUUGGGGGUUUUAUAUUUUAUUAUGGGGGAUGUGAAAUUGGCGAAUAAAGCUUUCGCACAAGGACAAAGAUCUGAUCCUAAUUAUGUUAAUAAUUGGAUAGGACAGGCCCUAAUAGCGGAAACUAUGGGAGUGGAUGAAGCCAUGGAUUUAUUUAGACACAGCGUCCAAUUAGGUCACCAUCAAGAAGGAGCUAUCGGUUACGGUCAUUGGGUAUGCCAAACUUUAUUAGAAGCACCACAAAAAACCAUAAGUUAUUCCAUAGAAGAUAUGCAUGCCAUUCCGGUAGCUUGUGAUGCCAUCACUUGGUACACGGAAAAAAAUUCCAAAGACGGAUGCGCUUGGAACAUGUUGGGAAUGUUGAAAGAAAGAAUGAAAUUAUAUUUAGGAAGCUUGGAAUCCUUCAAGAAAUCCUACGAGUUAUCACCGGACAAAAGAGAUUUAGCCAGAAUCAAUUACGGAAGACUUUUAUCGAAACACGAAAAAUACGUUCAAGCCAUAAACAUUUACCAAGAAGUGCAAGAAGCUACGUUUAGUUCGGGAAGCGGUUUAGCUCUGGCCCUAUUCAAAAGCCAACAUUACGAAGAAUCUUACUCUGCAUACGAACAAGCAUUACAUUGGUUAACAGAAGAACAGUCUCAUCAAUCCGAAUUAUUAGUGGCUUUAGCCUCGAUGGCUUACAUGUUCCAAGGAUUGGAAGGAGCUAAAACUCUCCUUUUCCAGAGUAUACAACUCAAACCACCGUCCCCUUGGGGUCUUUAUGCCACUUUCUCACUAGGAUUGUUACACAAAGAUUUCGAAUUGGCCGAAUUGGUAUUAAAAGAAUUGGAAACUUUGAAAGAUGACGAAAAAUCUCUACCUCACUACGCGCUUUUGCUUUGUUCGAAACUUAUAAGGCAAGAACAACCAGAUAGAGCCAUUAAGGAACUUUCCAAAUUGGUUCACAGACACCCCGACGACGCUUCUGUUUGGUUAAAUUUAGCUGUAACCAUCUUGAGAGUUAAAAGUGAGCAUAAAAGAGCACUAUCUGCUGUUAAAUGUGCUCAAACGGCUCUAAAAAUAGGUCGAUCCAGCAUGGACGUGACGAAAGUAUCGGCUUAUAUUUCCCUUGGUUAUUUAUUAGCUGGAGAUGUUAAAAACGUUUUGGUGUCUGCUCAAAAGUCAAUUCAUUGUUAUCCUACAUUGGCUGACGGUUGGGCGGCUCUGUUGGCAUCUUUAACUCAAAAUAAAGAAAGUUAUUCACUAGAUUUUGUUUCCGGUAUAUUUAACUACAUGGAAAGUUUGAAUAUGUCGGAGUUGCUCGCAAAUUGGCUGAAGAAAUUGAAAAAAAAUAUGGAUUUGUAAUAGUUUGGCUGUGACAUUAACUUCCAUGUAUUAUGUAUGUUUUAAAUUCUUUUUAUCAAAAUAACAACUGAAAAAUAAAAUUUUUUUAUCUAAA
Messenger RNA from Diorhabda carinulata, 4129 nucleotides. RefSeq names its product tetratricopeptide repeat protein 37. Lineage: Eukaryota; Metazoa; Arthropoda; Insecta; Coleoptera; Chrysomelidae. The transcript is spliced from 3 exons. Gene Ontology annotation, cellular component: Ski complex. The coding region runs from base 190 to 4035 and encodes 1281 amino acids. Gene Ontology annotation, molecular function: protein binding. The record is from RefSeq and is a predicted model, not a curated record.